Molecule: messenger RNA, 2865 nt
Organism: Diversispora eburnea
Lineage: Eukaryota; Fungi; Glomeromycota; Glomeromycetes; Diversisporales; Diversisporaceae
Source: the annotation of a GenBank genome assembly
AUGAGAAAAUACGGAAGAAAACCAAGACCCAGAGGAUCAAAAGUUGGUCAAUGGUCUUCUGAAGAAAUUGUAAGUCACUCCCCACCUCCGGGUAGUAUUCCCAUCAAUAAAAUUGAUACCCCUUACAAUUCGAUUGAGGAAUAUCUCGAAACUCAUUAUCGAUUAUUACGAGAAGAUUGCAUUCGACCACUUCGAGAAGGAAUUGAAGAAUAUAUUAAUUCGGAAGAUAAAUUGAAAGAUUUAGAGAAACCGAAAGAUUUUCGGAAACCAAGUUUAAGAAUUUACGAAAAUAUCAAUUUGGUUCGAGUUACUUAUGCAAAUGUUGGAGUAGUUCAUCGAAUCUCUUUUCGAACUCAACAUGGUGAACGAAUAAAAUGGAAUACAAGUAAACGGUUGAUUCCAGGAACUUUGGUGUUAUUCACUAAGGAUAAAUUUAAAACCGUUAAAUUCGCUACAGUCAUUAGUAGGCAUGAAUCUCUUUUGGAAAAAAAAUGGGAUUUACAAAUUGAUGUAUUAUUUAGACCAGAGGAUGUGGAAUUCGUUUUACCGGGAGGUUACAUUAUGGUGGAGGCAACUUCUUCAUAUUUCGAAGCAUAUAGACACGUUUUAAAUGUUCUUCAAGAAAUGGAUCCAGAAACUCUUCCAUUCCAAGAACACAUUAUAGAGGGAAAAAGUGAAAUAGAAAUUCCAAAAUAUUUAGAAAAGCGAAUGCAGAGUAAUCCUAAAUAUGAUUUUGAUAAAGUUCCGGCUUUUCCGGAUUUGGAAAAACAUUUAGGCACUUCAUAUAUCGAUAUAACAAAAGAUUGGAAUGAAUGGCCACAUAUUGAUCAGAUGAAUGCUGAAUUGCAUGUGACGCAAUAUGAAGCAUUAAAAAGAAUGUUAACUAGAAAAUUAGCAUUAAUUCAAGGUCCACCUGGUACAGGAAAAACUUAUAUCGGUUUGGCGGCCGUAAAAAUAUUGUUGAAAAAUGCACCGGGUGUUAUCGUUAUUGCAUGUCAAACCAAUCACGCACUUGAUCAAUUUUUAUCAGGAAUCUUGGAUUUUGAGCCCGAAGUAGUACGACUUGGUUCACGUUCCAAAUCUGAAAAAAUGAGAAGUUAUACUUUAUUUAACAAAUUUCAAUCGAUGAAACAUUCUGAUACAUUUUCUGCUCCACAUAACCCAGAAGUUGGAAGAUUAUAUAAAAAACGUGAUGUCAUCUCAAGUAAAAUGAAAAAAUUAUGUACAGAAAUCCAAGAUCCUUACAUUUCAUUAGAUUAUAUCAUUUCGAAUGGAAUUUUAUCCGAAGCUCAACUCGAGAGCCUUAAACAAGAUGAUUGGGUUAUUAGUAGUUCUUCUAAUAAUGAUUCAAAAGAUGAUGAUCAAAAGAAUAUUAAAGAUUGGUUAACGCAAUCGGUAUCAACUCAUUCAGCCGUACACGCGGAAAUCGAACAUAAUAUUUCAGAAGAAUUUCAAGCUAUCGAAGGAGGAAAAUUAGUUAUUGGAGAUCAUUCCGAAUUAAGAGGGGAUCAAUAUAUCAAUAGUGACGUCUACAUAAAUGAAGAUGAUUUAAAUCAGUAUGCGGCAUGUAAAGAUUUAUGGGAUAUUCCAACCCACGCGAGAGCCGUUUUACAUAAUCGUUGGAGGAAGGAUCGAUUAGAUGUUAUCUGUGAGGAAUUAAAGGAACAUUUUAAAGAUUAUCAAAAAAUAGCGGAUGAGAUGAAACGUGAAAAAAUACGUGAAGAUUUAGCCAUUCUUAACAAAGCUCGAGUAGUUGGGAUGACUACUACCGCAGCCGCCAAAUAUCACGAACUGUUAAUAAAUUUGAAACCAAAAAUCAUGAUAAUUGAAGAAGCGGCAGAAACACUAGAAGCUCACAUUGCCACCGCACUUACACCUUAUACUGAACAUCUUAUCCUUAUCGGAUUAACAAAAUUUUUACCAUUAACAAAACUUACCGAACAACGUCGGAUGCGUACCGAAAUACGAGAACUUUUGACCCCGAUCUACGGAGAUGUUUUAACUGAUCAUCCCCAAGUGAAAGAGUAUCCUAAAGUACAAGGAAUUGUAGAAGACCUCUUUUUCUUUGAUCACACGGAAGAAGAACAAACCAUACCAAGUUCUAUGAAAGACUUGCUUAGAAAAGAAACUAGAUUAUGUCCACAACUUAAAUCAAUUCGAGUAAGUUCAGUUGAUGGAUUUCAAGGAGAAGAAAAUGAAAUUAUUAUAUUAUCAUUAGUACGUAGUCGAGAACCACUCUGUGUUGCAUUAUCACGUGCCAAACACGGAUUAUACAUAUUUGGAAAUGCAUCACAAUUAUCAAAGCAAUCUGUUUUAUGGAAAAAUAUUUUAAAUCGAAUGCAGAAAAAUAGUUGUCUUCGUCAAACAAUCGAUUUAUUUUGUCCCAAACAUACAGAUAUUGAAAAAGGAGUUGCCGGAUUGGCUUUGACAACCGCUGGUUGGGAUGGUGAAAUUCCAUCUUUUGGUGGAUGCAAAAAUAAAUGUGGGGAACUUUUACUUUGUGGACAUAUUUGUAAUAAUGAAUGUCAUUUUGAUCUUCAUACUCCUGUACCAGUACUCUUGGAUGUGGUCAUCCGUGUAGAAAUAAAUGUGGAGAAGUAUGUGGAGAGUGUAUGGUUUCUGUACCAUUCAAUCCCGGAUGUGGACAUUCUAAAGAAAUCACUUGUAAUGAAACUUCGUCCUAUAAGUGCAUGGAAAAAUGUUCUAAGAAAUUGGAGUUGUGAAAAAGCAUGUUCAGCACCAUGCACGACGAAAUGUGAACUGGAAGUACCAUUAAAAUAUAAAUGCAAAAAACGACAUGCUAAUCGAGUUAAAUGUUAUGAAUUAGAAUCUAGAAAGAAUGAACCAUGUGCCUUUUGUGAUUAA